Molecule: messenger RNA, 29523 nt
Organism: Coregonus sp. 'balchen'
Lineage: Eukaryota; Metazoa; Chordata; Actinopteri; Salmoniformes; Salmonidae
Source: the annotation of a GenBank genome assembly
AUGGCUGGUGUGGUGUUACAAUGACAAUAACAGUGUAGGCCUAGAUAACAUGGCUGGGGUACUCAGAGAGUGCUGUGUUCUUAAUGCUUGUACUACUGCUUUGUGGACCAGCAAAGGCUUUCAACUUUCAAUUUUAGUCGCACAUGCAUUAUGUAUGCAGCUAACCCUCGACUGAGUUUCUCAACUCUGUCUGGAGUGUCAUAUUUCAACCUGCUCCCCUUUUGUGUGGUGUCUGAGUAAAGUUCGUAAUAGAGUAUAUUAGAUGCCUUCCCCUUGCCUUGUGGCUUUUUGGAUGACGUCUCUGAAUUGUUUAUGGGUUGUUCCAGCCAAGAGACAUUUCAGGUCAUCAUGUCUUGGCUCCACUGCCACAUUCUACUGUUUUGAUAUCAUUCUCCUUAAUUGCAUUUGGUUUGCUCACCUCCUUCUUGCCUGUUUCUUUCUUCCUCUCACUCGUCAGUUUUUAAGUCUCAUCCUGUCAUGAUAGUUAGCCCUAUUUCCUGCAAGGGCUCGACAUCGGCGUGAGAGGCUGUUGAUGAUAUGCAGAUUAUUUUAAUGACAGAUGCCCAAAUAGACUGGAAUCUUGUGAUGAACAUGAAUCUGGAUUAGUAGCACCAGUUAGGCGCCAGUGUUUGAAGGCCCAAUCUGUCUGUGGUGUUGGCCCUGCCAUGCCCACGGCCAGAAGACUGCCAGACAAUGCCACGCUCUUUAAGCUCCAAUGAGGUGGCGUGAAUAAAUCGAAGGCAUUCCCCAUCUUCUCAUGUGUGUCAGAAGCAGUUGUGAGCACUGUUGAAAAGCUGACUAAACUUUAACCAACCCACAGGGCAAAAAUAGAAAUCUCUGUGUGUUUAGUAUGUUGUUUUCUGUUUGUCACUGACCUUCUCAACUCUAGAAAGUACCUUGGAUUAUCCACCCCAGCCCUUUGUUAAACUGUUGCAUAGCCAUGGUCUUCCAAGGUCCUUUUUCAAAGCAGACCAUAAUAUAUUGUUCACCCCAAAACCACUAAAAGCAUUUUAAGCUGAUUUGAAGAUGUAGGCUUAGGCUGUAGGCCUUGUUUUUAAAAUACAGUGUGCAAGAGCAUCUCUGUUUGGUCUCUGGGUGGUUGAGAUUAUGUUGGUUUAGAGAAUGCAUCAGUGCUCCAGUCCAUCUCCCCCUGCUCCUCUAUCAACUUAUCUCUCCUUGUCUCCACCUCCACCCUUCCUGCUGAGAGUGAUUUGGAUGGUAACGUUAUUCCGUGCAGCUGCAGAAUUGAUGGUGUUUUGGUGACGUAGUCACUGGCACCAGCGGGAGAUUGAUGCCCAGUGUGUCCCCCCUCUGUGUCCAUGUCGGCUCACAUGAGAUGCUCACACAUCAUCUGCCUCCCACAUCCACCUACAACACACACACACACUGCAAAUCCCACUGUUUGUGUGAAUCCUGCCACAUUCCAGCCUCCCUUAGAAAGCGGGGCAGUGACUUGUGGAGCUCUAUUUUGGUUAUGGGUAUAUACAUUUAAAUUCAAUCCCUUUUUGACAGCACCCCUUUUGAUUUGAACGAUACCUAACAUGCAUAUUUACCCAUUGUAGAAGUGCUCAGAAAGUGGCUUUAUGGACCUGAAUGCCAAGACAUUAAAGAGAGAGCUGCUCAAAGUUUUCUGAUUAGCAUACCCCACCAUACCAUGAGACAUACAUUUACAUUUUAGUCAUUUAGCAGAUGCUUUUAUCCAGAGCGACUUACAGUUAGUGAGUGCAUACAUUUUUCAUACUGGACCCCCAUGAGAAUCGAACCCACAACCCUGGCGUUGCAAGCGCCAUGCUCUACCAACUGAGCUGUCUUCAUCACUGGAAAAGAUAAACAGUUGAGAUUUAUGUCAGUUCAAAGCUUACAAACAGGGUUGUCAAACUAUUUAAUAAUUUCUGGUUUACAAAUAAAUAAAAUAUUUAAAUGGUACUUUAUUCUAUCAUUUUAUUGUGAGAAACUGCGGUUUUAUCACACAUAUUUUCUAUUUGUUCCUCUUAUGUGAGUGAUCCUUUUAGAAGUUUAUCCAAAAACACGUCAACUCAACUUAUUUUUAUUUUUUUCAUAUUCACACAUUGUAGCUUAGACCCUAUUUUACACAAUUUAAGGUUUUUGUGUUGUGCCCGCCAUCGGUUGAGACACAACAUGCUCUUGAAUACAGGGUGGGUGUCAUGUUUUUGCUGAUACAUGUACUUAAAUGGGAGGGAAUAAAUUGACAUUUCUACUUUAAAAUGUUACCACAAAGAUGGAAGUCCACACAUCAGAGAAUGUUGACUUGAAUGGUUAUAUCUGUUUUUAAAUUAUACUGUCAAUCCUCCGUAGGAAACCUAUUGAUAUCAUAGAAAUAGAUAACAGAUAUACAGCCAGUUUGUCACAAUUCCUGACAUUUAAUCCUAGUAAACAUAUCCUGUCUUAGGUCAGUUAGGAUCACCACUUUUAUUUUAAGAAUGUGAAAUGUCAUAAUUAUAGUAGAGAGAAUUAUUUAUUUCAGCUUUUAUUUCUUUCAUCACAUUCCCAGAGGGUCAAAAGUUAACAUACACAUACAUUUGGUAGCAUUGCCUUUAAAUUGUUUAACUUGUGUAGUCUUCCACAAGCUUCCCACAAUAAGUUGGGUGAAUUUUGGCCCAUUCCUCCUGACAGAGCUGGUGUAACUGAGUCAGGUUUGUAGGCCUCCUUGCUCGCACAUGCUUUUUCUGUUCUGCCCACAAAUUUUCUAUAGGAUUGAGGUCAGGGCUUUGUGAUGGCCACUCCAAUACUCCAAGUACGUUCAUCUCUAGGAGACUGAACGCGUCUCCUUCCUGAGCGGUAUGACGGCUGCGUGGUCCCAUGGUGUUUAUAGUUGUGUACUAUUGUUUGUACAGAUGAACGUGGUACCUUCAGGCGUUUGGAAAUUGCUCCCAAGGAUGAACCAGACUUGUGGAGGUCUACCAUUUUUUUCCUGAGGUCUUGGCUGAUUUCUUUAGAUUUUCCCAUGAUGUCAAGCAAAGAGGCACUGAGUUUGAAGGUAGGCCUUGAAAUACAUCCACAGGUACACCUCUAAUUGACUCACAUGAUGUCAAUUAGCCUAUCAGAAGCUUCUAAAGCCAUGACAUCAUUUUCCGGAAUUUUCCAAGCUGUUUAAAGGCACAGUCAACUUAGUGUAUGUAAACUUCUGACCCACUGGAAUUGUGAUACAGUGAAUUAUAAGUGAAAUAAUCUGUCUGUAAACAAUUGUUGGAAAAAUUACUUGUCAUGCACAAAGUAGAUGUCUUAACCGACUUGCCAAAACUAUAGUUUGUUAACAAGAAAUUUGUGGAGUGGUUGAAAAACAAGUUUUAAUGACUCCAACCUAAGUGUAUGUAAACUUCCGACUUCAACUGUACAUUACCAUUUAAGUUGACAUUCAACAGUGGGUGGACUGGCGGUCAUCUUUGUGGUAGUAAUUAGAAGUAAAAAUGUCAAUUUAAAUUUCAAUGGCGUUCCGGCUUUAUUGCAGUGAUCUGAAGGGAUAGGUCCAUUCUAUGAAUUAUAUUUCUAUGAUUGAAAUGACACCCACCCUGUAUUCAAGAGCAUGUCUCAACCGAUGCCAGACACAACACAAAAACCUCAGAUGUGAAAUAGGGUCUAAGCUACAACAUAUAUAUUAAUAUAGAGUUUACACAUUUUUAGAGCAUUGACGUUAAAGUUUUAAAAAUGACAUUUUUAUAGAAAAACUUUUUUUAAAGAAAGAAAUAAUACAAUCGUUUGACAACACGGUUUGUACAUUUUUAAAUGAUAUCUAACUUUAUAUUUUCCAGUGAUGGAUGUCUCAUGGUACGGUAGGGUAUGCAAAAUUAGUCAACUUUGAGCAUCUUUAUCUCCUGGAUAGUUUGGCAUUCAGGUCCAAAAACAACUUCUUCCAUGGGCAAACAUGUAUGGAAAGUUUGCUGUAAAAAAGUGAUCGAAUUCAAAUGGAUUUACCCAUACCUAUGUAUUAGGUGACGGUGGACAGGGAUGCAUAAAGCCUAGUCGAAGUGCCUUUAUUUCAAGGAGCCAAUGCAGGGGCUGAGUCAUCAACGGAACUGCUCAGGUGGGGCUUUAAUUUUUAAUCACCCAACGCAUCCGCUCCCUAUACUACGCACCCAGCUAUUUGGUCCCCCAGAAGGACCUUAAAUCAGACCUACUCAAGGCUAUCUGCUCCAACAGUCUCCAAAAGCAAGCCGUGGUCAAGAUGGAUGUCCAGUUUACUGUAGUUCAGUUUCUGUGGGUCUCUCAAAGUAUUGCAAUUAACCUUACUCCCUCGUUAUUUAUCCAGUUAGUGCAUUCAUCUAUUGGCACUGGCAUGAUCAUAGAAUGUGAAUUAAAUUACUGCCAGGGCUGUUUAUGUUUAUAUUCAGUCGGGAGGUGCCCCUCCUAUUGGGACUUUUUGUGUCAUCCUUUAUUUUCAUCUGACAGACAGAAUGAUGUUUUGCCUUAAGAGAAUGAAGGUCACAUCAGACCCAUGUUUGUUUCCGCAUCAUUACUGCUGUCGUUCGAUUUCCUAACCUUGUUUAUCAACCAUUGGGAAAAAAGCCUGAGUCUUAUUGGAUUCUCAGUCCGUCUUUCCUCUUGCAGAGAAGUCUAUUUUGUUGGUUGUAACUCACUUAGUACAAAUGAAAUGAUGGCGAACAGGGGACGGACUUGACCAUGAGAGUACUAGGGGAAUGGUGGGGGGGGGAAGGGUGACAUUGAGGAGGAGUUGUUUAGAGGCAGCACACACACACACCCACACACUACUGGGCCUCAUCAGACGGAUAGUGGCAUCUCCCACAUCAAUCAUAUCAGUUAGCUGGGCCUAGCAGUAAUUGCGCAAAUGUAUUCAGUAGGGUGGGGAUUUGGAUUCUGUGCUUCGCCGUCCACAGACAGUGGAAAGGAUUGAGGCGCAGAUUAAAGUGGAGAGAGGUCAACGUUGUUCAAAUUCUGGGACAGGGACGUUGCGGCCGGGAAUUCCAAUAUAAAUGUAAAGCAGCCUGGGAGCCAAAGUUAGGGCCGUCCUGCUCCAUUUGAGGCUGGCACAAGCACACGGGUGCGCUCAGGUAGACAGUGCCACACACACACAAAUGGUAAUUCCUGUAUGGUCACCGCCAAUCUCUUUCCACACAGACUGGAUAUGCCUUUGACAAUGAUGGACAUGAUUUUGGUUCAGCAGGAGUAUGAUUGUCCAGUCUGCCUAAAACCUACAGUGGGGAGAACAAGUAUUGAUACACUGCCGAUUUUGCAGGUUUUCCUACUUACAAAGCAUGUAGAGGUCUGUAAUUUUUAUCAUAGGUACACUUCAACUGUGAGAGACGGAAUCAAAAAUCCAGAAAAUCACAUUGUAUGAUUUUUAAGUAAUUAAUUUGCAUUUUAUUGCAUGACAUAAGUAUUUGAUCACCUACCAACCAGUAAGAAUUCCGGCUCUCACAGACCUGUUAGUUUUUCUUUAAGAAGCCCUCCUGUUCUCCACUCAUAACCUGUAUUAACUGCACCGGUUUCAACUCGUUACCUGUAUAAAAGACACCUGUCCCACACACUCAAUCAAACAGACUCCAACCUCUCCACAAUGGCCAAGACCAGAGAGCUGUGUAAGGACAUCAGGGAUAAAAUUGUAGACCUGCACAAGGCUGGGAUGGGCUACAGGACAAUAGGCAAGCAGCUUGGUGAGAAGGCAACAACUGUUGGCGCAAUUAUUAGAAAAUGGAAGAAGUUCAAGAUGACGGUCAAACACCCUCGGUCUGGGGCUCCAUGCAAGAUCUCACCUCGUGGGGCAUCAAUGAUCAUGAGGAAGUUGAGGGAUCAGCCCAGAACUACACGACAGGACCUGGUCAAUGACCUGAAGAGAGCUGGGACCACAGUCUCAAAGAAAACCAUUAGUAACACACUACGCCGUCAUGGAUUAAAAUCCUAUAACGCACGCAAGGUCCCCCUGCUCAAACCAGCGCAUGUCCAGGCCCGUCUGAAGUUUUGCCAAUGACCAUCUGGAUGAUCCAGAGGAGGAAUGGGAGAAGGUCAUGCGGUCUGAUGAGACAAAAAUAUAGCUUUUUGGUCUAAACUCCACUCGCCGUGUUUGGAGGAAGAAGAAGGAUGAGUACAACCCCAAGAACACCAUCCCAACCGUGAAGCAUGGAGGUGGAAACAUCAUUCUUUGGGGAUGCUUUUCUGCAAAGGGGACAGGACGACUGCACCGUAUUGAGGGGAGUAUGGAUGGGGCCAUGUAUUGCGAGAUCUUGGCCAACAACCUCCUUCCCUCAGUAAGAGCAUUGAAGAUGUGUCGUGGCUGGGUCUUCCAGCAUGACAACGACCCGAAACACACAGCCAGGGCAACUAAGGAGUGGCUCCGUAAGAAGCAUCUCAAGGUCCUGGAGUGGCCUAGCCAGUUUCCAGACCUGAACCCAAUAGAAAAUCUUUGGAGGGAGCUGAAAGUCCGUAUUGCCCAGCGACAGCCCUGAAACCUGAAGGAUCUGGAGAAGGUCUAUUUGGAGGAGUGGGCCAAAAUCCCUGCUGCAGUGUGUGCAAACCUGGUCAAGACCUACAGGAAACGUAUGAUCUCUGUAAUUGCAAACAAAGGUUUCUGUACCAAAUAUUAAGUUCUGCUUUUCUGAUGUAUCAAAUACUUAUGUCAUGCAAUAAAAUGCAAAUUAUUUACUUAAAAAUCAUACAAUGUGAUUUUCUGGAUUUUUGUUUUAGAUUCCGUCUCUCACAGUUGAAGUGUACCUAUGAUAAACAUUACAGACCUCUACAUGCUUUGUAAGUAGGAAAACCUGCAAAAUCUGCAGUGUAUCAAAUACUUGUUCUCCCCACUGUAUCUAAGGGAUGUACAGUGAGUGAAAAAAGUAUUUGAUCCCCUGCUGAUUUUGUACGUUUGCCCACUGACAAAGACAUGAUCAGUCUAUAAUUUUAAUGGUAGGUUUAUUUGAACAGUGAGAGACAGAAUAACAACAAAAAAAUCCUGAAAAACACAUGUCAAAAAUGUUAUAAAUUGAUUUGCAUUUUAAUGAGGGAAAUAAGUAUUUGACCCCUCUGCAAAACAUGACUUAGUACUUGGUGGCAAAACCCUUGUUGGCAAUCACAGAGGUCAGACGUUUCUUGUAGUUGGUCACCAGGUUUGCACACAUCUCAUUAGGGAUUUGUCCCACUCCUCUUUGCAGAUCUUCUCCAAGUCAUUAAGAUUUCGAGGCUGACGUUUGGCAACUCGAACCUUCAGCUCCCUCCACAGACUUUCUAUGGGAUUAAGGUCUGGAGACUGGCUAGGCCACUCCAGGACCUUAAUGUGCUUCUUCUUGAGCCACUCCUUUGUUGCCUUGGCCGUGUGUUUUGGGUCAUUGUCAUGCUGGAAUACCCAUCCACGACCCAUUUUCAAUGCCCUGGCUGAGGGAAGGGGGUUCUCACCCAAGAUUUGACGGUACAAGGCCCCGUCCAUCGUCCCUUUGAUGCGGUGAAGUUGUCCUGUCCCCUUAGCAGAAAAACACCCCCAAAGCAUAAUGUUUCCACUUCCAUGUUUGACAGUGGGGAUGGUGUUCUUUGGGUCAUAGGCAGCAUUCCUCCUCCUCCAAACACGGCAAGUUGAGUUGAUGCCAAAGAGCUCGAUUUUGGUCUCAUCUGACCACAACACUUUCACCCAGUUCUCCUCUGAAUCAUUCAGAUGUUCAUUGGCAAACUUCAGACGGGCCUGUAUAUGUGCUUUCUUGAGCAGGGGGACCUUGCGGGCGCUGCAGGAUUUCAGUCCUUCACGGCAUAGUGUGUUACCAAUUGUUUUCUUGGUGACUAUGGUCCCAGCUGCCUUGAGAUCAUUGACAAGAUCCUCCCGUGUAGUUCUGGGCUGAUUCCUCACCGUUCUCAUGAUCAUUGCAACUCCACGAGGUGAGAUCUUGCAUGGAGCCCCAGGCCGAGGGAGAUUGACAGUUCUUUUGUGUUUCUUCCAUUUGCAAAUAAUCGCACCAACUGUUGUCACCUUCUCACCAAGCUGCCUUUAAGAGUGUGCUCCUAAUCUCAGCUCGUUACCUGUAUAAAAGACACCUGGGAGCCAGAAAUCUUUCUGAUUGAGAGGGGGUCAAAUACUUAUUUCCCUCAUUAAAAUGCAAAUCAAUUUCUAACAUUUUUUACAUGCGUUUUUCUGGAUUUUUUUGUUGUUAUUCUGUCUCUCACUGUUCAAAUAAACCUACCAUUAAAAUUAUAGAAUUAUCAUUUCUUUGUCAGUGGGCAAACGUACAAAAUCAGCAGGGGAUCAAAUACUUUUUUCCCUCACUGUAGUAGGCUACAAGAAGGGUGUAAGAAUACUAGUGCUUUGUUUUUCAGCCAGCCUGGUAAACAUUGAGGCUACAGAGAAGAUCAUCAGGCAAAGGAGCAAGUACAAGAUGGCUGCCUAGGUGCUUUCUGCUAGUGCUGUUUUAUUCCAUCAAACUGCCUUUGCUGUUCCAAGUCAGACCCAUUUUAAUACAGCCUUGAAAGCCUCCCCUUUCACCAAGGGAUUAUGUCUGGGUGUUCUUUUGUUUUAUUCCCCAACUGGUAACCCAAUCAACCACACCCAAAAACCCAGCGCAUCCUUUUUAACCUGGUUUCUCACAGGUCCAGGCUGGGGCUGUUGUGGAGGCUUUUCUCAAAGCACAACUUAGUGGAACCAGGCUAGAUUUUAAUGGGGUUUGUGGGUCGACCGAGUGCACCUUCCCUCUGUCUCGCCCCAGCCCAGUUCCUCACAAGGGAAUGUAGGAGCUCAGCAGGUUUGCCACCACGCCCCAAUGUUAUUUCAACUUCCAUUAUGGGUGUGAAGUGGAAACUGUCAGUCCUCGUCAUGGGGAUAAGGGGGACCUGUGCUGUAUGAAAUCCUCCCAUCACAAUGAGUGAUAGAUUGGAAAAUCAAUCAUGCUGCCUGACUUGUCCUACAUUCUACAAAGUGACACCCCGAGAUUCAUUAUUUUAUUAUUUCUUAUUUGAUUCAAUCAUGUAUCUGGGGAAAGUGAGGGGUUGCUAGGCCCCAGGCUUUCCUUUAGAUUUGCUUCCAUUGUUGCCUGCCCUCCUGACUAGCUGGCUCGGCUUCAUUUCAGGGCCUGGAACACAAGGCUGUUUGAGUUGCGUUCAGGGACGCGAGGUGGUAUUGGGGGAAGUCGGGCACACGUUUGUGAGGAGUCUAAAUUUUGUCCUGGACUUGGUUUUGGCCGCCUCAGGGCUGUUCCUUGUGUGUGUGCUUGUCAUUUUGUCCAUUCCUGGAAAUCUAAUAAUCUUUAAUAUCCCCUUUCACGAGCUUGAUGCUCACUACGAUCCAUUUCUAGUCCUGCUGCUCCUCUCUAAUCUCAGAGCAAUCUGGAGUUUUCUAUCUUGUAAACACACACACACACACAGGUUCACUCAAGGCCAUGAGACUGAUACUUUCAUUAUGUUGUUCUCUCGUACUCCUAUAUUGAAUGAAUUUUUCAUCUUGGAAAGCACAUUUUGAUUUGUAAACCUCAAGUUCAUCUUCAAAUGCGUCAGUCCAAUCUGUUUUCUUUUUACAGCGGUGCAUAGUUUGAUAGCAGGAGAGGUGUCUGAAUGAUGUGUCUGUGUGUUUUUAUUCCGUUUUUGAUUGAUUCCAAAACACUUAUCAGUUGUCUCCGUUUGCUCUUUCUUAUGCAUUCCUAAACCUGAGUUACCUUCCUUCCUAACCCCCUUGUUCCUGUGUUCUCUUCUCCCUCAGUGCUGGACAUGGCACGCCAUGUGCCCCUGUACCGGGCGCUGCUGGAGCUGCUGAGGGCCAUCUCCACCUCCACGGCCCUGGUUCCCCUGCUGCUGCCCCUGUCAGGAGACCCCAGCCAGGAGGAAGAGGAGGAGGAGCACUCCGAGGGUCAGACUUCUGUGGGCAUGCUGCUGGCCAAGAUGAAAACCUGCGUGGACACCUACACUAACCGCCUCAGGUGGGGACUUAGACGGACAGAGUAAGAAUAUACAGAACAAGCAAAUAAUUAAGUGUCAUUGCCCAUUUAAUCGAUGUGAAUUGAUGGUUUCCGCUGAGCAUGAGUUUCAACUGAACAAUGGGAGAGGGUUAGAGUACCGCUGCCAUUAUUGAGGGUUAAAUUCCCCAAUUAUGUAUAUAUACCUUUGAAAUUAGGUCUAGUUGUGGCCGCAACGGAACUAGAUUGUGAACAGCUCUUGGCGGAAUGGCUUGACUGCCACGAGGGGAAAUAAGCACCUAUUGUUCGCGAACUGCCCCCCCCCCCCACCCCACUACUACUGCCUUUUUCUUCUCUGUGCUGCCUGCGUGCACAUGAUAGACAGUUGGUGGUCGGAACACGUCUCCAGAGCCUGUGAGUCGGAGGAGAGAGUAUUAACCCUGCUGUAGAAUUCAUUGAGGCCAGCAGGUCGACCAAACGCCCCAAUAAAACGACUCAAGACUCAAGUCGGUAAAAAAAAGUAGUUCAAAAAGAACCAAUCGUUUACGAACUGCACAUCACUACAACCAGCCCAGUGCUGACUGUGGGCUUUACGCAACGACCGUAGCAGGACACCUCAAGAGAAGCAAAGGCACUCUUUACCUCUCCCUACCUGCUCAUAGCGCUAUGCUAGCUAUAUUCAUCCGCCCAGCACACGGGGAUCAUCAAUAUUCCAUGGGAACCCAUCCAAGGAGUCAAUAUUUAAAGGAUGUGACAUGUGCCUGGUUAAACGUGGAUACAUGUAUCAAACAGUUCCAGCUCAUGUAUGAUUCCCACAGACAUGCAUGAUUUUCCCCCGCCCUCCUCCCUGGUGAAUGUAAGGUCCCAGCCAGGUUAGUUAUUUUUUUAGAAGGCACAGCCCAUCUUAGACGCUCCACAAACAAACAUGCUGGGACCCAUGGCAGUGCUUUCCAAAUGUACAGCGGAAUACCCCAUCUGCCCUGGGAGACUCUGAUAGACCUACCUGGUGGUCUGUACCCCUUCUGCUUAUCAGCAACAAAAUUAGGAUUACAGUCUGAGGACUGUCCAGCAUGAAGUUACGGUUUCUCUACCAUUGAGGGGGAAAAAGAAAACUGCCCUGCUAUCGGCUCAGUCAGGCCUCAGCGAUAACUGGUUCAUAAGCAUCAUAUCCACAGUCAUCACAUCAGGUUGGGCUCUUACGGCUGGUGUCCAGACACACAGAGAGAGUCUAAUGAAAGCAGGGCCUCAGGGCAGUCGGGACGGCUGGGCAGCCACAGCAGAAUGUUAUCUGCGUCCUCUUAUUCAACUGUCUCUCCCAAUCUGUGCCCAGCCUGUCCAAGGCCUGUGUGGCCGCCUGGCCGAUUAGGACGGGUAGUAGCAGGGGUGGAGUGGGGGGUUGGUGACAGAAGACCUUCGCUGACUGUCCUCGGUGAGGCUGAGGAUUCUGGGGGCGAGCGAGCAGAGGGAACUUGGCCGCCGUUCAACUUCACAAAAGGUCAUGUGGAAAGUGGCUUUUUCAGCGACCCCCCCCUCAGCAGGGCCAAGGAAUCCAUUCUCCUCUCAGCUCCCACAGCGUUUUAAGUACAAGGUUAAAGGACUGUCUAUGUCCCUCGUGUAUUUCAGCCUCCUCUGGGUUUUCCACUUAUCACAGUUUUGAAGCAGGGACCUAUUUUACCUGGGACUAAAGCAGGGAGGUUUUUUCAAUGUCCAGUUUAGUUCCUAUACAAACCUCCAUAGAAAUUGGUCUCUCUGCUUAUCUAGUUGUGAGGACCAGGUUAUUUAUGCUGCAAGGCUUCACAAAGCUGGUUAAAUUAUUCAUAGCACCUGGACAGAGGAACAGUAGCCUUGCCCCUUCGUUCUGUCUGUCUGAACAUUGGGUCAGAUGUUAUUUUCUUCUUGGUUUUUGAGGCUUCACCCUCGUACGCACACCCCUUUAACAGAGCAUGAAAAAUGCAGUUUCACUCUGUGUGCGUGUAGGGGGCAGGGAAUGGCAGAGCUCGGGAGCACUGGGAAUUGCUAGUGACAUGUGGAGGCCAGGACGGUGCUGGGAAUGGGAAUAUCAAUUUUGCUCCAAGAUUGUGGCUCACUGGGCAAUAUGCUCCUUUUCAGAUGGACUCCGGGCUCAUCUAGAGAAACUCUCCAACCAGAAAAUGCCCGAUAUGUGUAAUUGUUGCACAGUAGAGCGAGCGCUCCUUAGGAGCCAUGAAUAUUUCUAUUCCCAUCAGUAAUAUAAUCGCCCCAGAUUUCCUUCCCUGAUAGAAUGGAAGUAAAUUAGCAAUAUAUGUCACUGCAGGAUUUUUUAGAAGAAUAUGAUUACUGAACUCUCUCUCUUUUUGUUCUCUUCUCCAGGUCAAAGAAAGACAAGGCGAAAGGUGUGGUGAAGCCUGAUAGCUCAGACCCAGAACCUGAGGGCCUGACCCUGCUGGUGCCUGACAUCCAGAGGACGGCCGAGAUUGUCUAUGCUGCCACCACCAGCCUACGGCAGGCCAACCAGGGUAAGCCACACACACCUCACUCUCUGUCUCUCUGGCCAAGGGCCAAACCUGCUGAGCGGGGGGACUAUUAGUCUGGUCCCUCCUUGGCUUUUUACUCACAUUUAUUGUAAUACGUGACACAGUAAAAUGUUAACCAGUGUCUUUUUAAAGGUUGUCUGUUUUUUUAAAAGUUCCACUGAAUUAUUUCAGAUUUCAGCAGGUCCCAACUCUUCCUACUCCAUUUUUCUCUCACUACUGCUCUCUUUUGUCCUGUGUGUUCUUGGGACUAGGAUGAGAAAAUGGGUCUCUAAUUUUAGCCUCCAUAAGUACAAAUUCCCUCGGUUGUGAUUGACUAGAGCCCUUUUAAGUCUCAAUUUCAUCUUAAUGAAAAAAUUGCCUGUUUUAGGCCUGAACAUCCUGUAUCCAACUCCCAAUCCCCACCCCAAUUCCCUAAGUCAGUAGUUCCCAACCUUUUUUGGAAAGUGGCACACCUUGAUGGGAUAUACAAUUCUUCGGCACACCUAAAAUGUCCCUGUUAAUUUAUUUAGUGGUAAUGACCUCAAUCUCAUCUGAUCCAUACUGCAAAUCAUCUAUUUUCUGUGAUUUAAUUUUUUUGCUAGAUUAAAUAGGGUUCAUUUGAAAUAUUUUCAUAGUUUUGAUAGUUCCUUACUCAUUAUGUUUAUUUUGUGUGUACCCCUUUAUGAGCGUCCCGUGAAUCUGAGCCAGAAAUAAAAUGCAGCGCUAGUAAAAUUAGUCUUAGUUUUGAACAGUUUGGGCUACAAACGAGUGAUUUUCUGCAUUGCAACCACGUUUGUUCCUAUGGCAGAGGCUGUGGCAUAGCUAAACCCAGAGCCAUCAUAAAUAAAUGACUCUGGCUAAGCCUAAUCAGACUUGCCUGUGCUAAUCUUUGCUCGUGAUGCACACCCCCCUCAAAUGAUAAAAAAUAUAUGUAACAGCCUGAGCGCACUGGACUUCAAACAAUGAUACAGAUGUAAACAUGUUCCAUUUGAUGUGUUAUCUGACUGGCACUAGUGCUCCCAAGUCCAAAUUCCAUGUGCAUGCCACAGGUCACGUUUCUAAGUGAGAGAAAUUAAUCAAGAUUAGGAAAAGUUUCUCGGAACUCUUAAGAGUUCCUCAAGGCACACCAGUGUGCCGUGGCACACAGGUUGGGAACCACUGCCCUAUGUGACAGGUUAAAAGUUACUCCAUGUCUCUCACAUAUCUCUCUAAAAGGCUUUCUAUUUAGUAUCAAAGCCCUAUGUAUGUUCUAUUGUGGGGACCUGUUGCCCUACAGUCCCCAUGCAGCCCAUCUGUCAGCGUCACUACAGUGCAGGGAGACACAGCAUCCUCCCCAGAGCCCCAUAGUGCAGACAGAGGAGGACAGGUGGGUUUGGUAGUGGACACCAUAUUGUUCAUUAUAUUGCCUACCUCCCAGUGGCUCUCUUGUAUUCAGCCGAAUCAAUGGCGCUCUAACUGAGCAUUGUGGUGGAGGGAUGAUGUGGGGGUUGAGAUGCCCAGAUGACGAUCAAUGCAGCCGUCACUUUACCUAAAGAAGUCCAUAUGAUAGCGGCCACUGGAUUCAUGUACCAAAAGGGAAUGGGCGGUAUAGGGGAGGGCUGGACGGAUGUGUAAUUGCUUAAUUAGAACUUAGUCUUUUAAAAAAUGGCCAUAGACGGGCUAACGAGGAGGCGGACAUUGGUGUGCUCUGUUCCUACAGCCUAGUAUUGACUGGUGAGACUGGUAACGGUCUAUCGAAGUAUCGAUAUCCAACACUAACGUGCCAAUCGAACUUAAAGUAAAUGAAGCUAUCGACAGCCAUCUUUUUUUAUGCCCCUCUGGCAUCCUAAGUCAGGUUGUAAUAGGCCAGUUAAAUGCACCAGUAAUUUAAUGGGAGUUACAUCUGUCCAGGUAGCGGUAUCUAAAGCAGAAUGCGGGGCUGGGGUGCUAUAAAUGUGCUAUAUGUAGACAGUUAAUUAUGCUGAUGCCUUAACUGCUCUCUAUCCCAUCGCUCCACUAUGUUUUAUCGGUGGGAAAAUUGGUGGGCGUUUCCAUUAUCAUUUGUCUUGGACAUGGUUAAGCUGUCGAAAAGACUCAGACUUUGAAGAAACUGGAGGGGAAAUUCCAUCUUAGCAUCUCCAAAUGAUGGUAGAUUAAUUCCUCAAUUUGAAGGUGAAAAUGGGGGGAUAAGGGGGCGUGACAAAACCUGCUAUUAACUGUGAUAUUCUGAGAUAAUCUUGUUGAACUGAAGAGGAAUAUGGGUUGAAUUUGUGUUUUUGAUAUGUAUCUAUUAUUUGUCGGAGUGGGUGAAGUAGUAAUAUCAAGGAAGUGGUGACCUCAGCAGUACCUUUUCACAGUGUGGUUGUUUGUUUGCCAGUAGAUCCAUGUAAAGAUGGUAGGUCUGGGCCAAUGAUGUAUAUAAAGCGACCGGGAGACUCAUGGGCGACGCACAAUUGGCCCAGCGUUGUCCAGGGUAGGGGAGGGAAUGGCCGGCAGGGAUGUAGCUCAGUUGAUAGAGCAUGGCGUUUGCAACGCCAGGGUUGUGGGUUCGAUUCCCACAGGGGGGCCAGUAUAAUAAAAAAAUAUGUAUUCACUAACUGUAAGUCGCUCUGGAUAAGAGCGUCUGCUAAAUGACUAAAAUGUAAACGUAAAUAUAAACCCUGCAUUGCUGAUGCUAUGUAUUGGCCAGUGAGAGGCUUUGAAGCCACCGGUCGGCCAUAUUGGCACUUCCCAGAAGAAGCAGUCCUCCAUAGAAAUUAAUGGAAUUCUACAUUAUUUCAACUAAAUGUUUUAAUGACAAAAUUACAUGUAAAUAAGUAUUUUUGUUGUAGAGGGGACAUUAGAAUUUUCAAGAAAUUAUCUUUAUAUUUUUUGUAUAUUGGUUUAGUUCACAUAAUAUAAUGUAAAAGUAUCUGUAAUAGAAUAAACAUGGCAAAACAAAUGUAGAUGUUAACAUCUUCCAAAAUAUAUAAAUCAUUGGUCUGGGCUAGCAGCCUGCUGAGAUGAGGGUUGUUGUGACAAAUAACGGUAAGCCUGGCUCUCAAACAGGGAUAACUUUGAACCUGCCAUGGUAACACUUUUAAUUUUUUAUUUCUCUCUCCAUCAGAGAGGAAGUUGGCUGAGUCCUCCAAGAAGGCAACAACCAGACCCAAACCCAUGUCCAUCCUACGCUCACUAGAGGAGAAGUACGUGGCCAUCAUGAAGAAGCUCCAGUUUGGUGAGUGCUUUGAGUUUGUGUGUGUUUGUAUUCAAUGUGUGGUGCCGGGUGUGGUUUGGUAGAUAUGUUGGAAAUGUUGUUGUUUCUCUUAGGACAGGAGAAUGCUUAGACAUACUAUAGGCAGGGCCCGUCUCUUCUCUCCUUGCCUGUCUGUUGAUUGGUUCCUCCUCAAUGCACAUAGUGCCCAGAGCACAGCAGAACAGCCCCCCAAACCCCCUCCUACCCUCUCUGAAAUGAUACAUAACGUAAUCCUGCUGCCUGUCUGCGGGGAGGAAGAGCUUUUCUAUCUGUCACUUCUCAUCCUGCCACGCCAUGAUUGAUUACGGGACUUUUGUUGUGCCGCAAUUGAUUUUUGCGAGUGGCAGACGUCUAAAGUAAUCGCAAUUGACAUGAAUGUAAACAGGUUUGCUCUGGUCCAAGUACAAAAGAGAGACAGAGACGAGCCAAGGUAACAAGGCAGGAACCCCGGAGUGCAAUAUGAUUAACAUGCAAACCUCACUGGCCACGUUGCGUCCGUGAGCGUUGCAAAAUAAAUGUAAACAUGUUAUUCGGUCAUUUCACCCACACCACUCACGCGCGUGUACGAGCGUCUGCGUAGCUAAGCCCUAAAAUAGAACUUGGUUCUAUUUGAGACGCUCCACGCGCUGCAAGUCUCCUCCUUAUUAAAUAUCAGGAAGGUGCAAACCCACGUGGAUGCUUGAAAGAUAAACGAGGAGAGAUGAAUUAAAGAUAACUCACUAAAAAAACGAACUAGGUUUCCCUUUUUAUCUGUGGAUCAAACAUUGGAGUAGAGAAACACACAAUUUUGUAGGACUCCAGGUCAAAAUUCUGCAAAUAACCAGCUAAAAAGAGGACCAUAUGCAUGUCAGGUAAAAUAACAAACCAAUGUUCAUGUCCGAGGACAAACUAGCUAGCAACAGCUAGCGAGCUAAAUGUCCAUGAAUGUUUCAUUUAUGUUUCGACCUUCCCGAAAAUGAAUAUAGUUGGUUCACAGUUGGUUUUCAACAUGCACUCGGUGGCGCACAUGUGGCGUCGGUGUAGUCAGCAUGGAAGGACGAGAGAUAGGGUCAUGUCAUUACUGAAUAGAGAUUUACUGGGAGGAUGUUUGUGUCAUGCCUUAUUCUUUGAUGUGGAAUGAACCAUUUUAAAGUGUUUAAAACUUCUCUAGCAGUCCCAGUAGGUAUUGACAUUAAUAAUCAUGUGAUGUCUUUCCCUGGCAGACACCUUUGAGAUGGUCACGGAGGACGAUGACGGGAAGCUGGUGUUCAAGGUGAACUACCACUACAUGUCUCAGGUGAAGAACGCCAGCGAUGCCAACAGUGCUGCCCGCGCCCGCCGCCUGGCACAGGAGGCCGUCACACUCUCCACCUCGCUGCCCCUCUCCUCCUCCUCCAGCGUCUUCGUCCGCUGUGACGAAGAGCGGCUGGACAUCAUGAAGGUACAGAUAUGAAUCUAUGGAUCCACUAUGCCUUUUUACGUGCUCAAUCCACCCAUCUCAUUUUCUAAUGACAAUUUUAUACAUGCGGUAGCCAACCCACAUUUUAUGAUUCACAUUUGAGGUAUUAAUUAAAGUGAUAUCUGUUCAAUGGUAUUCAAUGUAUAUGCUGCAAUGAAAAUGUAUUUGCGCCCUUUCAGAUUCUCUAUUUUUGCAUAUUUUUGACACUGAAUGUUAUCAGAUCUUCAACCUAAACCUAAUAUUAGAUAAAGGGAAUCUGAGUGUACAAAUACCACAACAAUGUGAUACUUAUUUAAUUUAUUUAAUAAACAAAGUUAUGCAACACCCAAUGACAUGGGUCUCCUUAUGUCUGGCGAAAACCAAACACUGUAUUCCACAGUAAGAACCUUAUACCAAUGGUCAAGCAUGGUGGUGGUAGUGUGAUGGUUUGGGGAUGCUUUGCUGCCUCAGGACCUGGACGACUUGCCAUUAUUGAAGGAACCUUGAAUUCUGCACUGUAUCAGAGAAUUCUACAGGAGAAUGUCAGGCUAUCUCUGUGAGCUUAAGCUAAAGCGCAGCUGGGUCAUGCAGUAAAACAGUGAUCCAAAACACACAAGCAAGUCUACAUCAGAAUGGCUGAAAAGCAACAAAUUGGAAGUUUUGGAAUGGCCUAGUCAAAGUCCAGAUCUAAACCUGACAAAUGUUGCUGCGUUAAAGCAGUUCUGCAUGGAAGAAAAUACCUCCACAGCGAUGUGAGAGACUGAUCAACAACUAAAGUUGGGACAACCAGUUAUUGAGUGUAAGGGGGCAAUUACUUUUUCACACAGAGGGGUGUUGAGUUUUGCAUAACUUUGUCAAUUAAAUAAAUUAAAUAAUUAUCACAUUUUUAUGUUAUUUGUUCACUCAUGUUGCCUUUAUCUAAUAUUAGGUUUUGGUUGAAGAUCUGAUAACAUUCAGUGUCAAAAAUAGAGAAUCUGAAAGCGGGCAAAUACUUUUUCACGGCACUGUAUAUGAAAGGGCUUUACUAGAGACUCUGUCUGAUACAGAGAUGGCCUCGGGGAAUGGCCAGAUGACGGUUUGAAUGCUUUCCAAUUGAGAUGCUUGUUAAAGUGAGCAGGGUGUUACAGCACUGUUCCAGUCAAAUGGAUGCUGCUUGGAAUGGCGCCGGAGAAGAUGGCUGCCGUUUUACAGACCUCUAACCAAUUGUACUAUUAUCUGUGUUUUUCCGCGUUAUUUGUAAUUUAUUUUGUACAUAAUGUUUCUGCCAUCGUCUCUUAUAACCAAAAAGAGCUUCUGGAUAUCAGGACAGCGAUUACUCACCUCGUAUUGAACGAAUAAUUUUUCUUCAACAAGGCGGCCAUGAAGGAUAUCCUACAGACACCCGACAAGGCCCAAAUCCCUGUCAUUCGCAUGAGGAAGAGACGGAGAUAUCGUGGACGUAGGUCGGGGUGCCUUGUAAGGAUCCCACGGCGAGCGAGUAAACUGCCGCUCCCAUCAAUCCUAUUAGCCAAUCUUCAAUCAUUGGAAAAUAAAUUGGAUUACCUAAGAUUACGGUUAUCCUACCAACGGGACAUUAAAAACUGUAAUAUCUUAUGUUUCACCGAGUCGUGGCUGAACGACGACAUGGAUAACAUACUGCUAUUGGGCUAUACGCUACAUCGGCAGGAUAGAACGGCUGACUUCGGUAAGACAAGGGGUGGCGGUCUGUGUAUAUUUGUAAACAACAGCUGGUGCACAAAAUCAAACACUAAGGAAAUCUCGAGGUUUUGCUCGCCUGAGGUAGAGUAUCUUAUGAUAAGCUGUAGACCACACUAUUUACCAAGAGAGUUUUCAUCUAUAUUUUUCAUAGCUGUCUAUUUACCACCACAAACCAAUGCUGGCAUUAAGAUUGCACUGAAUGAGCUGUAUAAGGCCAUAAGUCAACAGGAAAACGCUCAUCCAGAGGCAGCGCUCCUAGUGGCUGGGGACUUUAAUGCAGGGAAACUUAAAUCCGUUCUACUUAAUUUCUACCAGCAUGUUAAAUGUGCAACCAGAGGAAAAAAAACUCUAGACCACCUUUACUCCACACACAGAGACGCAUACAAAGCUCUCCCUCGCCCUCCAUUUGGCAAAUCUGACCAUAACUCUAUCCUCCUGAUUCCUGCUUAUAAGCAAAAACUAAAGCAGGAAGCGCCAGUGACUCGGUUAAUAAAAAAGUGAUCAGAUGACGCAGAUGCUAAGCUACAGGACUGUUUUGCUAGCACAGACUGGAACAUGUUCUGGGAUUCUUCAGAUAGCAUUGAGGAGUACACCACAUCAGUCACUGGCUUCAUCAAUAAGUGCAUCAUCAAUAAGUGCAUCGAUGAUGUCGUCCCCACAUUGACCGUACGUACAUACCCCAACCAGAAGCCAUGGAUUACAGGAAACAUCCGCACUGAGCUAAAGGGUAGAGCUGCCGCUUUCAAGGAGCGGGACUCUAACCCGGACGCUUAUAAGAAAUCCCGCUAUGCCCUCCGACGAACCAUCAAAUAGGCAAAGAGUCAAUACAGGACUAAGAUUGAAUCGUACUACACCGGCUCUGACGCUCGUCGGAUGUGGCAGGGCUUGAAAACUAUUACAGACUACAAAGGGAAGCACAGCCGCGAGCUUCCCAGUGACACAAGCCUACCAGACGAGCUAAACCACUUCUAUGCUCGCUUCGAGGCAAGCAACACUGAAGCAUGCAUGAGAGCACCAGCUGUUCCGGAUGACUAUGUGAUCACGCUCUCCGUAGCCGAUGUGAGUAAGACUUUUAAGCAGGUCAACAUUCACAAGGCCGCAGGGCCAGACAGAUUACCAGGACGUGUACUCCGAGCAUGUGCUGACCAACUGGCAAGUGUCUUCACUGACAUUUUCAACAUGUCCCUGACUGAGUCUGUAAUACCAACAUGUUUCAAGCAGACCACCAUAGUCCCCGUGCCCAAGGACACUAAGAUAACCUGCCUAAAUGACUACCCACCUGUAGCACUGACGUCUGUAGCCAUGAAGUGCUUUGAAAGGCUGGUCAUGGCUCACAUCAACACCAUUAUCCCAGAAACCCUAGACCCACUCCAAUUUGCAUACCGCUCCAACAGAUCCACAGAUGAUGCAAUCUCUAUUGCACUCCACACUGCCCUUUCCCACCUGGACAAGAGGAACACCUACGUGAUAAUGCUAUUAAUUGACUACAGCUCAGCAUUCAACACCAUAGUGCCCUCAAAGCUCAUCACUAGGCUAAGGAUCCUGGGACUAAACACCUCCCUCUGCAACUGGAUCCUGGACUUCCUGACGGGCCGCCCCCAGGUGGUAAGGGUAGGUAACAACACAUCUGCCACACUGAUCCUCAACACGGGGGCCCCUCAGGGGUGCGUGCUCAGUCCCCUCCUGUACUCCCUGUUCACCCAUGACUGCAUGGCCAGGCACGACUCCAACACCAUCAUUAAGUUUGCCGACGACACAACAGUGGUAGGCCUGAUCACCGACAACGAUGAGACAGCCUAUAGGGAGGAGGUCAGAGACCUGGCCGUGUGGUGCCAGGAUAACAACCUCUCCCUCAACGUGACCAAGACAAAGGAGAUGAUUGUGGACUACAGGAAAAAAAAGAGGACUGAGCACGCCCCCAUUCUCAUCGACGGGGCUGUAGUGGAACAGGUUGAGAGCUUCAAGUUUCUUGGUGUCCACAUCACCAACGAACUAUCAUGGUCCAAACACACCAAGACAGUCGUGAAGAGGGCACGACAAAGCCUAUUCCCCCUCAGGAGACUAAAAAGAUUUGGCAUGGGUCCUCAGAUCCUCAAAAAAUUCUACAGCUGCACCAUCGAGAGCAUCCUGACUGGUUGCAUCACCGCCUGGUAUGGCAACUGCUUGGCCUCUGACCGCAAGGCACUACAGAGGGUAGUGCGUACGUCCCAGUACAUCACUGGGGCCAAGCUUCCUGCCAUCCAGGACCUCUAUACCAGGCGGUGUCAGAGGAAGGCCCUCAAAAUUGUCAAAGACUCCAGCCACCCUAGUCAUAGACUGUUCUCUCUGCUACCGCACGGCAAGCGGUACCGGAGUGCCAAGUCUAGGUCCAAAAGACUUCUCAACAGCUUCUACCCCCAAGCCAUAAGACUCCUGAACAGCUAAUCAUGGCUACCCGGACUAUUUGCACUGCCCCCCCACCCCAUCUUUUUACGCUGCUGCUACUCUGUUAAUUAUUUAUGCAUAGUCACUUUAACUCUACCCACAUGUACAUAUUACUUCAACUACCUCAACUAGCCGGUGCCCCCGCACAUUGACUCUGCACCGGUACCCCCCUGUGUAUAUAUAGCCUCCCUACUGUUAUUUUAUUUUACUUCUGCUCUUUUUUCUCAACACUUUUUUGUUGUUGUUUUAUUUUACUUUUUAUAAAAAAUAAAUGCACUGUUGGUUAAGGGCUGUAAGUAAGCAUUUCACUGUAAUGUCUGCACCUGUUGUAUUCGGCGCAUGUGGCCAAUAAAAUUUGAUUUGAUUUGCUUGGGGCAGUAAAACCGCAUUACUUCUGCUGCUUGCAGUUAUAGCAGCAGGGAUGGGGAAACGGGCUUGGUCUCUUGAGACUCAGCAUCUGGUGUUGAUAGGCUAUGCUUUCGCAUUCCAGUGGUCAUUCAGCAACGGCUGUCAUUGAAAGUCUUACUCAUUUUCCAAUGACAUUUAAUAAAUGGCCUUGACCCCUUUUCUGAUUUAAUGGAAAAGUCUCAUUCGGUAAAUGUCAAAGCCCUCAUCUGUUAAGGUUCUGUUCCUGCAAAGAACACUGCAAACUCUUUCCUUAGCAGCACAAUGAGAAAAGGCCACUAGUUGACAGCGGCUGGUGGAUGUGGUCUAAGUCUAGGGACCCAUCUGGCGUAUUGCCCCCUCAUUUCAAGUUUCCCCUGUCCUACCGCUGUAGACAGUGGAUUAUCGUUCUUUCACCGGAGCGAUAGCAUCAUGCUAUCUUAAUAGACAUUAAUAGCCACUCACUCCAGAUUUCCCCCUACUUCUCUGGGAAGUGCACUAAAAGUGUUGGGUCUGAAUGUUCAUAUGAAAAUAUACGCCCUCCCUGAGUGACACUCAGUGCCCUCGAGCGAUCUUGUGAGUGCUCUGCUGAGCUUGAUCGGCAUGACAACCCCUGACAUUGCUACUCAUGGCUGACGCUGCUUAGACAGUGGUCAGGCACUCUGUGUUUCACUCUCAAACACGCUCUCUCAUACGCACAUACACACACUACCGACCUACAGCUUGUCGACAUCCUCUUAACCGUUACAUGCCUUCUCGCACCUUGUUAAAAACCUGCCUUGCCGUGUUUCUACCUCCCUCCCCUGGAUCAAUGUUUACAUUUUUUUAUUCUGUGUCUUGUUCCUGUUCUAAAUGCACGCUGCCCGCUUCUCUCGGCCUCUACCCCUCUCCUCCUCCAUCAACAAGCCACCCUGGCAGCGUCGCCAGCUCUGCCCCCUCCUCCCCUCCCCUCCCCAUUCACCUCCAUCUCAAAACAGCCGCUGGGAAAGCUAGUCUGUCUGACACUUCACUCAGACACCUUGUUUGUUGAUGCGAGAACACAGGCCUCUCCCCAGGAUCCCCACUUCCUCCCUGGUCUACAUACCGUGUCUCUCUGAGCUUGGCCCCACAGAAACUCUGAAUCCUGGGGGUUUUGUUUUAAAAAGCCAGAGCCAAAUGCACUUGAAACAAGGUCUCGGUGCAGUGGGUUUCAGAUCAGAUUAGCCCUCUGCUGUCAAGCCCUCCUGCGAGCGGCUAAUGCGGAAAAUCACAGCCUCCCAUUCGGGCACGCCAUCCUUGAGCCUGAAUACCUGUGACUCUGUAAUAACCCGCUGCUCUGGAGAAGGUCCCCUCUCAUCAGCUCGUGUGAGCAGAGAACAGAGUAAGGGGAGGGGGAGCGGGCUUCGUCCUCAUAUAAGAGGUUUUCUCCUGCAUCGAUCAGAUGGAGCCUCUGAUACAGACAAAGGCUCUUUAAUUCCUGUUCACUGAAGGCACAAGGGUAUUCCUGCAGAACUACCAAGAUCCCUUUUCCAUUUCUUAUUUUAUCAUUUUGAGGAUCUUGCCAAGCCUGUGUGUAAGGGCUGAUAAUUGCCAGGGAUCUCACAAUACAUAUAUUUUAUUUUUACAAAUUGUUACUUUGAGUAAAAUAUCGAUAUAGUAUCGUACAAAAAUAAUAUUGCCAUAUAGAUCUAUCGAUUUGUUUCCGUCCAACACUACUGUCUGUGUCUCUGUGUCAUUUAUUUUAUUUUUCACUUCCUAUGGUCAUCUUGAGUUAAUUAGCUAAUCUCAUUUUAGUGUGGAAAUUAAUUGGAUUUCUAUAAUAGCCAUGAGAUAUUCAGCAGGAAAAAUACUAUUCUUUUGUUUCAGCCACCUCUAGUGGUAAUGGGUGUGUGGUUGAAGAAAAAGGUGAGAGUAUUGAAUUGUCAUUAACCCUUUGUGGUCUGUGUGUUGCAGGUUCUCAUCACGGGCCCGGCAGACACGCCGUACGCGAACGGCUGCUUUGAGUUUGACGUGUACUUCCCCCAGGACUACCCCAACUCCCCGCCCCUGGUCAACCUGGAGACCACCGGGGGACACAGCGUGCGCUUUAACCCAAACCUCUACAACGACGGAAAGGUGAGUCCCAUAUACUUAGGGUUAGGGGGUUGGUGAGGAGUUGGGUCAACUGCCUAGCUUUUAAUCAACAGAGAGAGUAGCCUUUCCUCAAGGCUAGUUUAUUUCCGGUGUGUGUCUCUUCCUCUUGUGAAAAGCAGUAAAGGUGCUGGAGCCUGCCACAUCUGCUGCUCCUCAUUAGGAAGGCUCUGACGCGGAACAUCUAUUUUCAUAAUGGAAGGAGACAGCUGCUAUAAGAAUUACUGUGGGCUUUCUACAGUAGAGAUACCACUCUGGUGGGGAGGCCAGGGAAAACGGCAUCUCAGCUCUCCCUCCACUCAACGAUGGAUGGAUGGAUGGAUGGCUGGGUAGAAGGAGGGCCUCUGCCUGUGGAUAUUUACCUGACACUGGUCAUUCUCUUGUAUUUAGCCCUUGAUCUGUUCUGUCUUCUCCAGGUGUGUUUAAGUAUCCUCAACACCUGGCACGGGAGACCAGAGGAGAAAUGGAACCCUCAGACCUCUAGCUUUUUACAGGUGAGACAGAACUCCACUGUACUAUACCGCCACCACCCUUUCAUAUGUCCAUUUUUUUUUCUGCUGUCAAAACCAGCGGCAGUCUCAUACGUCAUUGGGGAUGGUUGAUCAUCAGCCUGUCUCUAUUUGACCACAGGGGUGUGUAUUAAUAGGUAGCUGUUUUGACAGAUGCCAUAAAGGAUCCUCAGUACUGUAAACCAAUUAAUAGGGUUUAUGUUGUGUGUUGAAAGAUUUGGACACUGAUAAUCGCCUAACUUGGAACGCAGUGGUUGUGCAGUAACAUGCUAUACAUGACGUCAGAGCUCAAGGUCUCCGCUUCACAGCGCAGUAUUGGUUUAGACCCCUCAAACUCAACUCUGGACCACAAAGCCAGUUCCACUGCAUUUUCUCAUUGUUCCCCUCUAAUUAGGGACUGAUUUAGACCUGGGACACCAGGUAGAACAGAAAACCAUCAGACUUUGGACCUCGUAGGGUAGGAAUUGAACUGACAGCGGUUCUGAACAAGAAGUUGUCACCAUCCCUCCUGGGAAGUGCUGUUAAUAAGGAGAACUCUUAUGUAAUUUGAAAGAUGAGACAUUGAGGAUUAUAAUAAAUAUUACUUUGUCAUACAAGCAAGCCAAACACUGUGAGUCCAAAUGUGCACUUCACAUUUCCAUAUCAUAAAACUCAUGUCAUAUACAGUGUCAACGUUUAUGAUCACAAUGCUUGAUCUACAGUUACAAGAUGACGUGGCGUCAUACCCUGGGUUGUUCUGAACAGAAUGAGCCUAUGUUUGUCGUGUUGUGAAGAAAUUUGGCGCAGAACACCCAUCUAAAUGCACUCGUGACUAUUCUAUGCGUACCAAAAUUGUGAAAGCCUAACACUGUAAGACUUAUACUGAACAAAAAUAUAAACGCAACAUGUAAAGUGUUGGUCCCAUGUUUUCAUGAGCUGAAAUGUUCCAUACGCACAAAAAUGAUUUCUCAAGUUUUGUGCACAAAUUUGUUUAUAUCCCUGUUAGUGAGCAUUUCUCCUUUGCCAAGAUAAUCCAUCCACCAGACAGGUGUGGCAUAUCAAGAAGCUGAUUAAACAGCAUGAUCAUUACAGAGGUGCACCUUAUGCUGUGGACAAUAAAUGGCCACUCUAAAAUGUGCAGUUUUGUCACACAACAUAAUGCCACAGAUGUCUCAAGUUUUGAGGGAGUGUGCAGUUGAAUGUUAAUUUCUCUACCAUAACGUAAGUUUUUGAAAAUGUGGCACUAUGUCCAACCGGCCUCACAACCGCAGACCGUGUGUAACCACGCCAGCCAAGGACCUCCACAUCCGGCUUCUUCACCUACAGGAUUGUCUAAAACCAGCCAGACGGAUAGCUGUGGAUUUGCACAACCAAAGGAUUUAUGUACAAACUGUCAAACUCUCUCAGGGAAGCUCAUCUGCGUGCUUGUGGUCUUCACCUGGGUCUUGACCUGACUGCAGUUCGGCGUCGUAACCUACUUCAGUGUGCAAAUGCUCACCUUCGAUGGCCACUGGCACGCUGGAGAAGUGUGCUCUUCACGGAUGAAUCCUGGUUUCAACUGUACCGGGCAGAUGGCAGACGUGUAUGGCUUCGUGUGGGCGAGCGGUUUGCUGAUGUCAAAUUUGUGCUAUUCAUCCGCCACCAUCACCUCAUGUUUCAGCAUGAUAAUGCACGUCGCAUGGAUCUGUACACAAUUCCUGGAAGCUGAAAGUGUCCCAGUUCUUCCAUGGCCUGCAUACUCACCAGACAUGUCACCCAUUGAACAUUGUUGGGAUGCUCUGGAUCGACGUGUACGACGGCGUGUUCCAGUUCUCGCCAAUAUCCAGCAACUUCGCACAGCCAUUGAAGAGGAGUGGGACAACAUUCCACAGUCCACAAUCAACAGCCUGAUCAACUCUAUGUGAAGGAGAUGUGUCAAACUACAUGAGGCAAAUGGUGGUCACGCCAGUUACUGACUGUUUUUUUUUUUUAAGGUCUGUGACCAACAGAUGAACAUCUGUAUUCCCAUUCAUGUGAAAUCCAUAGAUUAGGGCCUAAUGAAUAUUCCUAUGUUACUGAAUGUAUCCAGAGUGUUUUUAUUCCAUUAUCAACAAAUGCGGUGAUGUAUAGUAAAUGUAAAAUGCACCAAAAAUCAACAGUGUAAUGUUUGUAUUCAGUCUUGUCAGAUUAACUUUAGUUUCACCUUUAGUAUAAUCAUUUUCCCAUAAUUUCCAAAAGGUUCCCUUUUAAUUUCUACCAUGGUUCUGCAUUUUCAUAUUUCUAUUUAGGCCUAUCUAUAUAGGCCAAUCCCAUGAGUCUAAAGGGUUAUAACAUGGUUAGAGCCAUGUCCCUGGUGUCUGUAGGCAGUGUGGCCAGAGGUUUGUCCUUGCGAGUACAUCCAUCAAACAUGUCAUCCACUGUUCAUACGGGGGAGUCAUUUUCUGUGUAUAUUGAUCUGGCAACAAGCCAACGAGAGUCCUUGGAAAUGGCUCCCUUUUUUAAUUCCCUCAUUUGCAGGGUUGGGGAGAUGGAGACGUCUCCAUUGAUUAUCAUUCUAGUUAGUGUCUGCCAGAUCGAUAAUGGAAAUAGGAGGCUGAAUGGGGGAGUGUUGGAAUCAAUUCAAAAUCAGCUGACCCUGAUAUCUAGAUCCGGUGAGCAGGUUGGGGGAGGGUGCAGGAGGGGGGGGGGUUCAGAGAGUAGAUAGGAAAAGGUCACCAGGGUCAGAGUUGGUAGACAUAGUCCUUUGGCACUCAUGCAGUAUCAAUUUCUUCAUCCUCAUUAAUGGUUGAGGUAAGGAUUGGGGUAAUCAACUAUUGUUAGGCUGACAUCUACUUGACCGUCAGGGCCAAAUGGUUGGAGAACCUUGAGUGUUGUCCAGCUUGGGCUGGCAGACGGGAAGGCAGCCGCCCAGACAGAGUGGCUCUGUGGGUAAUAUAAAUUGGGCAGAGUGAUGGAGAAAGCCGUUUACCCAGUCUCCUUGAGACGACCCUGGGCAUUAAUUGAAUCGUUACAAAGAUAUAUUUUUUUUUUACAGAGCGAAAAUGUAUGCUUUUAUCUUGACGCUCUCUUAAACACCUUUCAAACAUUUUUCAGUCAACUUUAGCAUCCCACCAACUUUUUUACACGUUUUCUUUAUAUCUGAAAGGUGUUUCCGGUAUCAAACCUUUUAUUUCCCGCGAACCGACGUAGUCUUUAUUGCUGUAAAGUUCUGCCUAUGGCUUAGUAUGAAAUGCAGCCGUAAUGCGGAGGAGGCAUUGGCACGCUCUUCGCUCUUCAGCUUUUGAUGGUUGCUAAGCAGCGCCUGUUACUACUAUCCUCCUGGCAGUUCUAAACUUUGCAAGGCAUGUCACGUCACCCAUCUCUUCACAUAGCCCACAACAUGCAUUGUUUUCUUAACCACAACUGGAUGGAUCCAUAAAGAAUUACUGUGGGGAAUAAAUCGAAUAAAAUGCUAUUAAAUAAGUAGAGGUCGUAUAGCUCAUCUAUAAAUGUUUCUAUCAAGUGUAGGUCUAUUUUGCUUGAUCAUGUAUAGGCAACUCCAGAAGGGGUUGUGAAAUAGGAACACGAGACUCGCAUGCUUUUUGAAAAUAUACAUUGCUAUUAUUUUAUCGGUAUCAUGAUGAAGAUACUCAAUGUAAGACCCUACGCCUGCUCCCUAACAAAGCAGAGUGGGGAUAGGAAAGCAACAAAACAUGGAUCAAAAAAUAAUGGGCUUGUCUUAGGCUCUGUUUCAAAAUAGCACUUUUAUGACAGCGGUUCCACACGUUGCUGUGAAGCAAGUUGUGUUGGGAAAAUAUUAUUUGUAUUUGAUUGUUAUAUUUCUUUAUAUUCUUAGCCUACUAUAAAAUGUGUUGACUGUGAUCAGGGUAGCCUAAGUGUGUCUUGUCUGUUUAAUUGACAAAAUAGCUUGGCCGAUGGAUUUCAUUUGCAUGGCUCAGCCAUGUCGCCUAUAGGCUGCACAGAUCAGUAACAUAAUUAAACUCCAAAUAUGCCAUUCUAUUAUUUUGAAAAUGCAUUUUAUUAGUCUUAUAAUGUUUCUUAGGACCUGCCUAAUACAAAUGAAUAAUGGAUGUCUUUGUGAUGCUGUAUAUUCAAUGGAUUGAUUAAAAUAGGCGUCCACCCACACAUCAGCCCACAUCUACUCCCACUCCAAAACUUGCCGUUGUGCACGGGAGAUAUAAAAGGCUCAUCCCGGCAAGAAUGUUGUAAAGGGACUGUAUGAAUUGGGUUCUAAAAAACAUUGCCAGAUUUUUAUUUACAGGCAACAAACACACUGUAAAGUCUGUCUGUAAAGGGUAAAGGGUGUCCCCAAUGCUUUCUGCUGCGAUGCUCAUUGUUCUCACCUCUCCCACUGCUUCUGUCUCCUCUUCCUUUUCUUGAUCUCUCUCUUGCUCCCCCUCCGGCUCUCUACACACACACCCUUCAGUAACCUCCCUACAAGUUAUGGCUGUAUGUGUAUUUCGUAAUGAUCAAAUACAUUCCAUUAAUCGCUCUCCUCUCUCUCUCUCUCUCUCUCUCUCUCUCUCCUCUCUCUCUCUCUCCCCUCCAGGUACUGGUAUCGGUGCAGUCUCUGAUCCUGGUGUCGGAGCCCUACUUCAACGAGCCGGGCUACGAGCGUUCACGCGGAACCCCCAGCGGCACACAGAGCUCCCGCGAGUACGACGGAAACAUCCGGCAGGCCUCCGUCAAGUGGGCCAUGCUGGAGCAGAUGCGCAACCCAUCACCUUGCUUCAAAGAGGUGAGCCCCCCCCCCAACCCCCCAACCGCUAUCAGGCUAUCCUACAGUGCCUCACCCUUUCAUACACACUGUUAGGUUACCUCGCAUCCUCCUUGAAAGAGGUAAGAGCAUUAAAUAACCCGGACCCUUCCUCCCGUUAAUCUUAACCCUCACCUUUCCUGACACCUCAACCUGGCCCACAUCAGUGUUUAAUAAUGCGUCUCAAUUCUACUGUAGGAUCAUUCUCUGUCAUGGAUUACCAUAACACUAACCAUGCUCCCUUGUUACAGUAGCUACCAGCCAUUAAACAAAUGGUCUGAUAAAGGAUUGUAAAGGACUUUGGGACUGUAUUACGACAGUGGCAGAUAAUACAUUCAAUGUUGAUUAAUUCUAAGGUCGAUAAUAUCGCCCCCGUUUUUUGAUUUCCUCCUGUCCUUGACUCUGGCCGCGCAGGCUGAUAGCGGUCAGUCACCAACUCUGCCUAGAGAGGGAGAGGAGUGGAGCGAGGGAGGGAGGGAGGGAAAUAAGUAAGGAGAGGUGUAGCGAGAGGAUGGAGGGGAGGGGAAGAUGGAGAGAGGGUGGGGGUCGAGGGAAAGAAAGUGAAGCAGAGGGAGAUUGGGAGGUAGAGGGAGGUCGGUAGAAAAAUAGGUUUCUCAUUAUUUCCUCCAGGCAGGAGGGGCGUGUCAGUGCCACAUAAGCUUUCCCUGUGUGUGUGUGCUGCUGUCUGAUGGAGGGAACUUAGGGCACCACAGCCAGAAACACUUCAGUUAG